This is a messenger RNA of Eupeodes corollae, 1313 nucleotides long. RefSeq names its product NAD-dependent protein deacetylase Sirt6 (gene Sirt6). The coding region runs from base 139 to 1212 and encodes 357 amino acids. The transcript has 6 exons. Lineage: Eukaryota; Metazoa; Arthropoda; Insecta; Diptera; Syrphidae. Gene Ontology annotation, molecular function: NAD+ binding. The record is from RefSeq and is a predicted model, not a curated record.
GUCCUGCGUCUAUUUCUGUCUAUUGUUGAAUGUACCAUCUUCAUAACAAAAAGUGGAUUUUUUUUUAAUAAGUGAAUUUAAUCUAUUUUUAAUUUCGUUUUCUUUUGUUGUUUACUUAAUUAAAAAUACAUAAAUAAAAUGUCGUGCAAUUAUGCCGACGGAUUAUCGCCGUACGAUGACAAAGGAGUUCUUGGUGUUGCAGAGAGAUUCGAUAAUGAAGACGAAGUAAAUGAAAAAUGUGAAAAACUGGCUAAAUUAAUUGAAGCUUCCAAACAUGUAGUUAUCCAUACUGGAGCUGGUAUAAGCACAUCUGCUGGAAUUCCUGAUUUCAGAGGACCAAAUGGAGUUUGGACAUUGGAAAAGAAAGGUGAAAAGCCCACAGUCAAUAUAUCAUUCAAUGACGCGGUUCCCACGAAAACUCACAUGGCUCUUAAGGCACUGGUUGAAAAGGGCUUCGUUCACUAUAUAAUUAGCCAAAACAUCGAUGGGCUUCAUAUGAAAUCUGGUCUCUCUAGGAAAUAUAUAUCCGAACUCCAUGGCAACAUGUUUGUGGAACAGUGUAGUAAAUGUCACAGGCAAUAUGUGAGAGCAACAGCGGCGUCGACUGUUGGCCAAAAACCAUGUGGCGGUGUAUGCAAAGGAGGUGGUAAUUCGCGACCAUGUCGUGGAGGGAUGUUAUUGGACAACGUUCUGGAUUGGGAACAUGAUUUGCCUGAAAAAGAUCUUGAUAUGUCCUUAAUGCACUCAACGUUAGCUGAUUUAAAUAUUACGUUAGGAACAACAUUACAAAUUGUGCCAAGUGGUAAUCUGCCACUGAAAAAUAAAAAAUACGAUGGGAAGCUGGUCAUAUGCAACUUACAACCCACGAAGAAUGAUAAAAAAGCAGAUUUCUUAAUAUCAACGUACGUUGAUGACAUUAUGACAAAGUUAUGUAAACGCCUUGGUAUAGAAAUACCAGAAUAUAGAAAAGAAAUAGAUCCAACCAAAGUAAAUGCAGGUUCACAAUGGACCCUCACAAGUGAUAUAAUAAGAAAAACCGAAAAAAUCUAUAACGAAAAGGUAAAAGCUUUUAAUUUAAAGAGAAAAUUAAAUCACAAUUUGGAAAAUAAAAGUUUGAGUAAAUUACAAAAAGUCGAUAUCAAAGAUUUGAAAGAAGAAGAUGUGAAAGAAGAAGAAAACGAAAAAGAAAUAAAAUUAGAAACAUCCACAUAAUGUUUAAUUUUUUUAAUUAAUACAAAUAUUAAGUAUAUAGUUUAUGUAUCUCAUAUGACAGCAUUUAUUUUAUAAAUAAAAUUGUUGAGAUCGAAAUUUGU